Messenger RNA from Mesoplodon densirostris (Blainville's beaked whale), 2864 nucleotides. It is a transcript of the gene PRPF39, whose product is annotated as pre-mRNA processing factor 39. The coding region runs from base 182 to 2185 and encodes 667 amino acids. Gene Ontology annotation, biological process: mRNA 5'-splice site recognition; RNA processing. The record is from RefSeq and is a predicted model, not a curated record. Gene Ontology annotation, molecular function: protein binding. The transcript is spliced from 14 exons. Gene Ontology annotation, cellular component: U2-type prespliceosome; U1 snRNP; commitment complex. Lineage: Eukaryota; Metazoa; Chordata; Mammalia; Artiodactyla; Ziphiidae.
ACCUACGCAUGCGCGCCGCACUCUCGACGAGGCGGCCGUGGCGCUGUUGGCGUCUGCUCCGGUGUCUGUGGGGACAGAGACGGUGGAAGUGCCCUCUUCGGCUCGGUUGGCCCAGACUGCGGCUCAUGGCAUUGAGUGGCAUCCAUCGUCAGAUCAUUAACUGAAGAAAAAAUAAACAGCCAUGCAAAAUUCUCACAUGGAUGAGUACAGAAAUUCCAAUAAUGGCAGCACAGGCAACAGUUCAGAGGUAGUGGUAGAUCAGUCUACUGAUUUCAGUACUGAGAUUAUGAAUGUUACAGAAAUGGAACAGUCACCUGAUGGAUCUCCUAAUGUGAAUACAACUACGGAAGAAAAUGAAAUAGCAAAUACUGUGGACCUUCCAGUGACAGAAACAGAAGCAAAUUUCCCUCCAGAAUAUGAAAAGUUUUGGAAAACUGUAGAAAGUAAUCCUCAGGAUUUUACAGGCUGGGUAUAUUUGCUUCAGUAUGUAGAACAGGAGAAUCACUUGAUGGCUGCCAGGAAAGCGUUUGACAAAUUUUUCAUACACUAUCCAUAUUGCUAUGGUUAUUGGAAAAAGUAUGCAGACCUCGAAAAGCGGCAUGACAACAUUAAACAAUCAGAUGAGGUGUAUCGCCGGGGGCUUCAGGCAAUACCUCUUAGUGUUGACCUUUGGAUACAUUAUAUAAACUUCUUAAAAGAAACAUUGGACCCUGGUGAUCCUGAGACAAACAGUACAAUAAGAGGAACUUUUGAGCAUGCUGUUCUAGCUGCAGGAACAGAUUUCCGAUCUGACAGACUCUGGGAAAUGUAUAUAAACUGGGAAAAUGAACAGGGAAACCUGAGAGAAGUUACAGCUAUAUACGAUCGUAUUCUUGGUAUUCCAACACAGCUGUACAGUCAUCAUUUUCAGAGAUUUAAAGAACAUAUACAGAAUAACUUACCUAGAGAUCUUCUAACUGGUGAACAGUUUAUUCAGCUGCGAAGGGAAUUAGCUUCUGUAAAUGGGCAUAGUGGUGAUGAUGGUCCUCCUGGUGAUGAUCUACCAUCAGGAAUUGAAGACAUAACUGAUCCAGCAAAGCUAAUUACUGAAAUAGAAAACAUGAGACAUAGAAUCAUUGAAAUUCAUCAAGAAAUGUUUAAUUAUAAUGAGCAUGAAGUUAGUAAAAGGUGGACAUUUGAAGAAGGGAUUAAAAGACCUUAUUUUCAUGUGAAACCAUUGGAAAAGGCACAACUGAAAAACUGGAAAGAAUACUUAGAAUUUGAAAUUGAAAAUGGGACUCAUGAACGAGUUGUGGUUCUCUUUGAAAGAUGUGUCAUAUCAUGUGCCCUUUAUGAGGAGUUUUGGAUUAAGUAUGCCAAGUAUAUGGAAAAUCAUAGCAUUGAAGGAGUGAGGCAUGUCUUCAGCAGAGCUUGCACAAUUCAUCUCCCAAAGAAACCCAUGGUGCAUAUGCUUUGGGCAGCUUUUGAGGAACAGCAGGGUAAUAUUAAUGAAGCCAGGAAUAUCUUGAGAACAUUUGAAGAAUGUGUUCUAGGAUUGGCAAUGGUUCGUUUGAGAAGAGUAAGUUUAGAACGACGGCUUGGAAAUAUGGAAGAAGCUGAACGUUUGCUUCAGGAAGCCAUUAAAAAUGCCAAAUCAAAUAAUGAAUCAUCAUUUUAUGCUAUCAAACUAGCCCGACAUCUUUUCAAAAUACAAAAAAACCUUCCAAAAUCAAGAAAGGUGCUUAUGGAAGCUAUUGAAAGAGACAAAGAGAACACAAAGUUAUACCUCAAUUUACUUGAAAUGGAAUAUAGUGGUGACCUCAAACAAAAUGAAGAAAAUAUCCUAAAUUGUUUUGACAGAGCUAUACAUGGUUCAUUACCUAUGAAAAUGAGAAUUACAUUUUCUCAGAGAAAAGUGGAAUUUCUUGAAGAUUUUGGUUCAGAUGUUAAUAAGCUUCUGAAUGCUUAUGAUGAACAUCAAACACUCCUAAAAGAACAGGAUUCUUUAAAAAGGAAAGCAGAAAAUGGAUCAGAAGAACCAGAGGAAAAGAAAGCACACACAGAAGAUACAACUUCAUCAUCUACACAGAUGAUUGAUGGUGAUUUACAGGCAAAUCAAGCUGCAUAUAAUUAUAGUGCCUGGUAUCAAUACAAUUAUCAGAAUCCUUGGAAUUAUGGACAGUAUUAUCCUCCCCCUCCAACCUGAUGGGAAAAUUAAAUAUCAGAUGGAGUGUGUGAAAAGUUUGAAAUUAUUUUUUUUUAAUGAGGGAUGUAAACAUAGCAUAAGCUUGUUGUAUUUGAUAACUUGUCUUCCCUGUUUCUGUGUAACAUGAUUUGUUCAGUAAUAGGGGAAAAUGUCACUUAGUAGCUUACCACAGAUACUAUUUCCUACCAUUUAUAAAAUUUACUUUUUAUUGGAGAACUAUUUUUUUGAUUUUUGCAUUAAGUGGUCUAGAAUUCUUUUGCAAUGCAUUUGCAACAGAGUUUUGUAGCCUUAAGGGUAGGGAAAAAAAACUGACUGCAAAUCAUGUCAGUAUAGUACAAGAUUCUGAAAAUACAUAAGGGCUGGUUAUUAAGGAUUUACCUCCUCCUUAAAAAAAAAAAUGGCUUUUUAACCUUUGCUGACAAGAUAUUGUCUGUGUGGUUCAAUUAUCCUUGUGAAUUUGGAUCGAACAGCAGAAGAUACCUAUUAAAAUAUUGUCUUGGAAUAGAGAUUAUAAAUGAGGAAAUGGAAUGUUUGCAUCCCUUUAAAAAAUGAAAAUCAUAUCAAAACUGUUGUUUCAGGAGACUUUGUAUUUGGAAUAUUCAUGUUAAAACUUGUGAGCAAGCUUUCAUUUUGAUCAAACUGAUCAUCUUCAUUUUUGUAAUAAAACUGAAGACUCAUC